Messenger RNA from Tripterygium wilfordii, 1328 nucleotides. Its product is annotated as F-box protein At2g27310-like. Lineage: Eukaryota; Viridiplantae; Streptophyta; Magnoliopsida; Celastrales; Celastraceae. The record is from RefSeq and is a predicted model, not a curated record. The transcript has a single exon. Bases 104 to 1210 code for a protein of 368 amino acids. Gene Ontology annotation, molecular function: protein binding.
AUUAUUUAUUUGACUUCUAUGCAAUUGCCCCCCUAACCACAAAUAGUUUCCCUUCAAAACCCCCUAAUCUUACAUAUAAAGAAGCUGAAUCCAUCUGCCCUAAAUGCACACACUCUCAAAAAUGACCAUAACCACUUUGAGUACCGACAUCAUCCAGGCCCACAUCCUGACCCGACUCGACGGCCCAUCUCUCGCUGCUCUCUCCUGCGCCUCGUCGGAGUUGCGCGCUGUCUCUGCCGACGAAGAAUUGUGGCGAGAGAUCUGUGCAGCUACGUGGAACUCCAUCGGCAACUCUCGUGUUCGCCAGCUCAUCUCUAGUUUCCCAGGCGGUCACCGCUCCUUCUUCUUAGAUUCCUUCCCACUUCUCGAUCACCACCAAAACUAUCCGUUAUCAGACCAGAAUCAUCAUUAUUAUCAAGAUCGCUCGCCGGGGCCGUCGGAUUUGAUAUCGGCCGUGGAUAUCUACUACAACGACAAGAUCAUAUUCUCCAGAGUUCAAGAAACAAACACGACGACUAGGAAUUUCCUUUGUUACCCCUUCAAGGUUGAUUUACAAGUUCCCAAAUCACCGAUUUCGAUUCCGAUUCAAGACCGUGGAGAAAUCGAUUGUUUGGUUGAACAUCUGAAGGAGAAAUUGAGCUUGAGUUGGAUCGUAAUCGAUCCGAUUGUGAAACGGGCGGCCAAUCUGUCCUCGGGAACACCAGUCUCGAUCGAUUGGCCUUGCAGUACGGCCGGCGACGUGCAGCUAUUUUAUUCGACGAUCAUCGCAGAUCGACGGUUGGGACUGGAAUCGUCGGAGUUCGUGGAGUGCAGGGUGGUGAUCACGUGCAGCGGGGUCUACGAGGGCGAGAUGCAGGUGGAUGACGUAAGCAUGGAGAUAGUAGACUUCGAGGAAAGGGGGUUUGACGGACGGGCUAGUUUGGUCAUUUUACAAAACGCUAUGCGGAGCGGUCGGCGGAAGUUGAAGAAGAGCAAGAGAGCGGAAGAGGUGGAGAGAUACGAGGAGUUCGAGAAGAGAAAGAGCGAAAAGAACGAGAUGAAGCCGAGAAGAGAGAAAUUGAUGUACAUGGUUAGUGUUUCGCUGGUGACUUGUGUCGCUCUGUGGGCCAGCCUCUUCCUAUUUCUCGCGCUUUACUUGCGUUUUCAGGCAGCCAAAGUUUGCACUAAAAUUCGGAAGUAUUGUUGGUUUAAUAGUGCAAAUACUAUGUAAUAGCUUAGAAAUAGAAGAUACAUAGGUCAAUAAUAAUUCCAUUUAUGUUUCUGAUUAGUAGAAUUAUGUGCCUUUGCCCAUGUAAAUUUCGAAUAUAUUUAAAUAAUUUUUAUGUCGA